CGGCGUUCUAUCGCCAGUAUGGAAGCGGCUACGGGGCAUGUACUGUCCCAGGCUAUGUCCGAGCUGUCCUCCUGCCUCGGGCGCUCUAUCGUCAUUCCUCGUACCCCGGCCGGUUACGCGGAGCUCUUCCAGGCGGUGGUGGUAUGGGCAGCACCGGGAUCGGACCCGGUCAGUCAGCAGAAAACGUCUGACAGAGCAAGCGCUGCCGCCAGAGCGGUCCUCUGUGUGCUGGAUGCUUUAAGAGCCACAUCACGUGACAACCUUACUACCGCAGGGGCGGGGUCGGCGUCUUUAGAGAAAACUGGGGACCAAAUACUGAACAAGGAGGUGCAGCUUCAGAGUGGGAAAGGAAAUGUUCCUGAAUUGCCAGUGGAUGUGGCUUCUAAACCUGAUAAAGGAGCAUGUAGUUCCUCUGGGAGUACAUUGGAUUCCUUGGGGGUGGGAUCUGUGGAUCUUCAGCGUGUCCUGGCCUGUGUUACCGCCCCGCUCCUCCUGCUGUGUGGGGCGCACAUUCAGGAGAAACCAUGGACGGAUUCAUGUUCCCGGUCUUUGGCUGAACAGUUGCUGCAGACAUUACUGCGGAUGUCGGACUGUGACUCUGUAGCUGACCUUCUGAAGGGACCCAAUCGUCGCGAGCCAGACUAUGUUAUAUUCAGGGAGGCGUUGGGGCUUCUUGGACUGCGUCUACGCAAAGACACAUGGGAAUUACACCCAGAUGCAAAGCUGGUCUUCUCCUGGAUGCUGUAUCAGGUUCCCCGACCUUGGCUUUCUGACUUCCUUGGUAGAGUUAUGCCACCAUCGCUCCUCUUCUCUGAUGACUACAAGCCGGAGAACAAAGUGCUGGGAGUACAGUGCCUGCAUCACAUCAUCAAGAAUGUGCCAGCAGCAGACUUGAGGCAGUACAAUCGGGCAAUGGUUGUUUAUCAUGCAUUGCGUAACCACCUAUAUACAACAGAGGCUGAGGUUAUUGAGGUAGUCCUGCCAUGCCUGAUGGACUUGUUUCCUGUCCUACACAAACCUCCACCAGCCAUGGGCUUAUUUCAGAAAGAUGGAGAGAACCCGACAGACCAGGUGAUGCAGCUGAUCCUCACACACAUGGAGAUGGAGCAUAAGAUAGCCCUGCGGCGCCUGUAUGCCCGCAACCUACCUGCCCUCCAAGAAAGGCUAGGUGUAAGGGUAGUCCGCCACAUGAAAAGGCUGCUGCGUGUCAUAGUUGGUUAUCUGGAGGUCUAUGAUGGACCAGAAGAAACUGUCCGGCUAUGUAUCCUGGAUACCUUACAGGGGACCAUCAAGUAUGCAUGGCCUAGAAUCCCACCCAGAAUACCACUGCUAGUGAAGGCACUACUGAAACUGAUGUAUGAUGUCUCCGCUGACCCAGCCCAGCAUUCUGAGCCAGUUCGGGAAGCUUUACUGCACAGUGCCACAGAGUGUCUGGUGCUUCUAGACUGUUGUUCCAACGGACAAGUCAAGACUGCACUGGAAGGAGUCAACACGAUUUGUAAGGAUCAUGACAUGGAGAAGUACAUUAACAGAGUGCUACAGGAUGCACACCAGUGA
Molecule: messenger RNA, 1557 nt
Organism: Staurois parvus
Lineage: Eukaryota; Metazoa; Chordata; Amphibia; Anura; Ranidae
Source: the annotation of a GenBank genome assembly